UACACGCAAGAAUGUAAUCCCGCCGGUGUUCUUCCAGUAGGCUAUGUCUUUUCUCUAGUCUGUCCAUUUUCUUUUCGUUUUCAUUUUAUCCGCGUUUUAUUGUAGGCUAUUUCAGUCGCAAAUGCUACCAAGACCCUGUAAACCGCACACAGAGAUGCGAAGUUAUUAGUCGAUUAGUGAUUCAGUACUUUGUUAUCCAGGAUCCAGGUGUUUGGUUUCGGUACCCCCCCCCCCCCCCCCCCCCCCCCCGACAAGCUAGGCUAUAUGCAGCUACAGAAAGCUUUUGUGCUCUUGUUUUCUUAAACGGACCUCUAUAAUACAGAACAAGAGGACAAUACGCAUAAAAAAACAUUUUGUGCGUUCGCCUAGGUGAUUUGAAAACAGGAUGUUUUUUAAAUCGAACAUAUUGGUCAUCGCUGUUUUGACUCAUUUGGGCUUUCGGACAUGUGACGCACAAGUGUGCGGCUACGCCCCCCUGGGUAACAGGAUUGUGGGAGGGACGGCGGCACCAGAAGGGGCGUGGCCUUGGCAGGUGGACAUCCAGAUGGACGGAAACCACGUUUGUGGAGGAACCAUCAUAACUAAAGACUGGGUGCUGUCUGCAGCUCACUGCUUCCCGGAGCCGUCCAAGGUGUCGUCGUAUGUGCUUAACCUGGGCAGGCAGACGCUCAACGACUGGAACACGUACGAAGUGCACCGGCCGGUGCUGCGGGUGGUGGUGGCGCCGGGGUACAGCAGCCCAGAGGAGGGGCGGGACUUUGCGCUGGUGCAGCUGGCCACGCCCGUCGAUUGGACAGACCGCAUCCAGCCCAUCUGCCUGCCGGACGCCGACGUUCUGUUCCCCAGCGGCACCCUCUGCUACGUCAGCGGCUGGGGGUACAUCCAGGAGGGGGUGCCUCUGGCGGGCACCGGGCCACUACAGGAAGUGGAGGUGCCGAUCAUCGCGCAGUCUUCCUGUCAGUCGAUGUACCAGCUCCAGCCGCCGGCCGACCGCGUGGACAUCCUGUCCGACAUGAUCUGCGCGGGCUUCCAGGAAGGGGGCAAAGACUCCUGCCAGGGGGAUUCUGGGGGACCUCUCAUGUGUACCAAGAACCGGACGUGGGUGCAGGCCGGGGUGGUGAGUUUCGGCCUGGGCUGCGCCAAGCCCAACCAGCCGGGCGUCUACGCCAGGGCGACGGCCUUCUCCAGCUUCGUCCAGCGCACCGUGCCCGACAUCCAGCUGUUCAGCCGCGGCGCCCCCAGCUGGCCCGGCGCCGCCAGGAAGGCGCUGCUCGCCGCGCUCGUCUCCCUGGCCCUGCUCCCGCUGGCUCGCUGAGCGCCGCUUCGUCCGCCGUUUCGUCUGCUGCCCCGCACUGCGCAGUCCGUGCCAACCAUUCGCCGAGGGCCCGAAGCAGCAAGUAUAAAUAUGUUGCUGCUGGUUGCUAUUCUAUUUGUAUAAUAUCAUCAGAACAAAAAAAUGAUUAUUUUUUAUUAAUGGCCUAAGUGGCACCUUGCGUGCCGUGUGUAAAGAGGUUAUUUCUCCGGUUUUUCUUGGUUUUGUUUGAUUGACGCUUCAGUAGAUCAUGCUUACUCUGAUGCUUGGCGCUGCCCAGGGUCUCCCAUCUCUUGGCUAUGUAUUGCAGCGGUGCCCCAGACACAAUUGUCUGUAGAUUUUCAUUCUUGGUGCCCACAGCUGGGCUAUAACAUGUUAAAACCUGUUCAUCUGCCUAUUGGUUUUACAAAACCUGAAGUGUUUGUCCAUAAUUUUUCAGUUUUGGUGGACGUGGCAACAUCUGUGGUGACUGGUGGUCACAAAAGGUUAUUUUCACACUCCAAAUACCUGAGUUCCAUUCGAAACAAAGCUAUAUUGGGGCACAUCGAGUGCUUAUUUUUCUUAGAGUAUAAUCCAACGGAUGUGUAUUUUGGAGAAAACUGCCUAGAGACCACUAACUAUGUCCUCUGAGAUGGUACUAUUGAGCAACAUGUAAGACUCCUUUCGGAUUUUAGACACUUUCUCUCUAACAGUCGGCAUGCAAGUUCCUGUGCGUGCAUCAUCACGUUUCAAUACUUGGUAGGAUUGCAAAUAAUAUUGAACCAAAUGGCAGGAUUGCAAAUGGUAUUGAACCAGACACCACCAGUGGAAAAUAGCAUAUAGAGGAGCAAUUACAGAAGGCAAACACAUUGAAUCGAUAUUGCUACAAAAAUACCAUUGUAAAAAGGCAUCAAACAUGCCAUUUUUUAAUAUGAAAAAAGUAAGGACGGACAUUUUAAAGAUUGUGCAAUAUGCAAAGAUUUACUUUAAAUUUAAAUGUCUUUGAAACUCCUUUGUGUUUGCUCUGUAAAACACCUUGUUGAAGAUGAAUUUUAUUUUUACUGAAUUUACAACUUCAGUUGUAGUACCGUAAUACCGGUGGCAAUGCUCUUUCAAGGGAAUUAUAUUCAGAACAGCAUGCAGAUGUUUGGCUUUUUAGUGGAGUAGAACCAACCAAAACGAGCCGAGAGCAUUUACUGGUUUAAAGGGAUAGUUGACUUCCUGGGAUUUGUUAAUAUGUUUUUGUUUAAAAAAAAAAAAAAAAAAAAAAAAAUUUAUGUUUUUGAUUGGCCCAAAUACACUUCAGGGAACUCGAAAGCACAGACUUUUUAUUUGAAUUAUUAUUUUUAUUAUUUUUACUCAGUUAUAAACACAUGCAUCAGUUUUUAUAUCCUGCCAGUACUUCUUUCUUUGAGCGCAGUGGUCUCAGGCUGCAUAUGGCAAAAGAAAUAGUUCCUAAUGAAAAAAAAAUCAUACAGAAUGUUUCUAAGAAUAAUCAGGUAACGUGCACAUGUGCAACCAUAAAUGACAUUGCAGUUCAGUUGUUUAUGAGACGAAGGUGCUUGCUGGUACAUUGCAAAUAGCAGAACUCUCUACUUUGUUGCACAUACGUAUUUGUGUGUUAAUUCACAAAAUUGAAUUUAUAAAAAAGAUAAGAUCUGUUGUUUGACCUCACAUAGCUUCCCUGCCUAACCAUAACAAACUGUGAUUCACGCUUCCUGCAUUUUGUGCCUGUCAGUACUUGCCAUCCCAGAUCAACAUGUUAGACACGAAGAACAGUAAUGGCAGUUAGAGUGCUUUUUCAUAACUUUCUUCUUCAUGAUAGUUCAGCAGGUCGUGAAAAACCAUGACUCCUCAGGUAGCUGUUUGCCGGUACUUAUGUUUCUUACCAAGGGACUCUUUUAGGUAUGAGAUUCGCAAGCAACUUGCUUUUUAACUACUUUUCUGACCUAAGUGCUGACCUGGAACUACAAUUUAGUUCAACUUUGUCAUGGCAGCUGUGAAUUUAUCAACAAUGAAAUGAAGGAUAACCUAUUCACUCUAGUGAUUUUUAUUUUAUUUUAUGUACAAUAUGUGGAUCUGUGCACAUUGAUAUAUACUUGUGUGAAUUUGUCUGCCACAUUAACAACUUUAAACCACUACUGGUGCGUGACUGCCUCCCAGUGGACUGGGCAAUGCUGUUUUGUGCUACAGCACCAAGUGCCAUGAAAUUGUGCAUUCUUCUGUCAACAUUUCAACAUUUUUAAAAUAAAUUUGCCUUGUUUUUUUUUUGUUUUUUACUACCCUUGAGUAAUUCAUUUCUUUGAUUUUCCCCAACUCCAUUGUCUCCCACAGAACACCAGCAAGUAAACAGUUUGUCAAGUUAAAGGAA
Molecule: messenger RNA, 3662 nt
Organism: Anguilla rostrata (American eel)
Lineage: Eukaryota; Metazoa; Chordata; Actinopteri; Anguilliformes; Anguillidae
Product: serine protease 33
Exons: 7
Coding region: 386-1315 (309 amino acids)
Biological process (GO): proteolysis
Molecular function (GO): serine-type endopeptidase activity
Source: RefSeq, a predicted model, not a curated record